AUGCAUCUCAAACGAGUUGGCCCGCAACACAAUCACCAGCCAAGAGAAGCGGAUGUUGCCUCUGCUGGAACCGAGCCUGGUCUGAGUAACGACGGCACCACUGGCGGCAACAAAGCUACGGGGCGACGGAGCACGAGUCUUGCAUUCCUGUCGGCGGAGAUAGAGGGAUCGGCGACAGGGGGAAACCACGGAGGCGAUCCCCGCGCCGAGCAUGCCGUAACCAAGGAGUCCAAGGCGGCGGCAUCGCAACACCAUCUGACGCUGCUCCAGCCGACUGUGGUCGAAGUUUCUGCAGUCGUGCUGGAUAAGGACAAGGUGGGGGAGCACGAGUCGGAGGGCCAGGUCGGUGGCUCUCCUCCUUCUGGUAGACGGGGGAGGCGUAGGCAGAGGAGGAGCGAUGGGGAGGACGAUUAUGACACCACCGUGCCCGGGGACCUCACCACGCGGGCAAAGAGGCGGCAGACGACAAGCAGUGCUGACAACGCCGGAGGCGAGGAAGUUGGGACAAUGCGAGGCGCCAAGGAAGCUAGUGGCAAGACGCGCGGUCAAGCAUUGCGCCAGAAGGGCCGACCCGCAGCAAGAAAAACAUCCGGCGGAAAGAGAGGCAAGAAAGCAGUCACAGGGACGAGGCAGAAACGGGGCGAUGAACACCCUAGUAAUACGGAGGAGGAGGAGGAUGAGGAGGAUGCGGAGGAAGAGGAGGAUAAAGAGGAUGCGGAGGAGGAUGACAUGGAUGUUGGGGAGGAUGAAAAAGAUGAGAAUGAUGGCGGGGAGGACAAAGAGGAGGAUGAGGAUAAGGAGGAGGAGGAGGAAGAGGAGGAGGAUAAGGAGGAGGAGGAGGAGGAGGAGGAGGAGGAGGAGGAGGAGGAGGAGGAGGAGGAGGAGGAGGAGAAACAGGGUGACGACGAGGAUGAGGAUGACGACGAGGAGGAGGCAGCAGAGGAGGAUGAGGAGGAGGAGGAGGAGGAGGAGGAGGAGGAGGAGGAGGAGGAGGAGGAGGAGGAGGAGGAGGAGGAGGAGGAGGAGGAGGAGGAUGUGGCGCCAGUGAAGGGACGGGGCGGGCGUGGCAGACGGGUGAGUGGUAAAGGGAAGGUGGGGGGCCGGACUCGCCCUUCCCGAAAACGCGGGGCAGUUAACGCCGCGCGCGGCGAAGCAUCGGGAAAAUAG
This is a messenger RNA of Closterium sp. NIES-65, 1167 nucleotides long. The record is from the annotation of a GenBank genome assembly. Lineage: Eukaryota; Viridiplantae; Streptophyta; Zygnematophyceae; Desmidiales; Closteriaceae.